Molecule: messenger RNA, 1664 nt
Organism: Gastrolobium bilobum
Lineage: Eukaryota; Viridiplantae; Streptophyta; Magnoliopsida; Fabales; Fabaceae
Product: shaggy-related protein kinase eta-like
Exons: 12
Coding region: 98-1453 (451 amino acids)
Biological process (GO): signal transduction; protein phosphorylation
Cellular component (GO): cytoplasm
Molecular function (GO): ATP binding; protein serine/threonine kinase activity
Source: RefSeq, a predicted model, not a curated record
UACAAGAGAGAGAAAGUAAGUAAGUGAGUUAGAGAGAGAAACACUGUGUGUGUGUGUUUUUGUGUUUGUGUUUGUGUUUCUGUGUGUAACUUCUCACAUGGCCUCCAUUCCGUUGGGGCCGAACCAACAUCAACAACAGCUAGCAGCAGCUCCACCGCUGCCUCUACCUCUGCCUCUUCCUCUGCCGAUGCCGGUGCCGGUGCCGUUACCGUUGCCGCCACCACCACCGCAACAACCACCGAUGCAGUUUUUGCCGCCGCUAGCUGAGAAUGACCCCCCGAAUGUGGAGGCUCACGGUGACUCCGAAAUGGAGACUGAUAAGGAAAUGUCAGCUACUGUCAUGGAGGGUAAUGGUGAAGUCACUGGUCACAUAAUCUCAACCACAAUUGGAGGCAAAAAUGGUGAACCUAAACGGACCAUCAGUUACAUGGCCGAACGUGUUGUUGGCACUGGAUCAUUUGGAAUUGUUUUCCAGGCAAAGUGCUUGGAGACUGGGGAGGCUGUGGCUAUAAAGAAGGUCCUGCAGGACAGGCGAUACAAAAAUCGUGAACUACAGUUAAUGGGCUUGAUGGAUCACCCAAAUAUAAUUUCCAUGCAGAACCAUUUCUUCUCUACAACAAGCAGAGAUGAACUUUUUCUGAACUUGGUAAUGGAAUAUGUCCCCGAAACGAUGUCCCGAGUUCUAAAGCGCUACAAUAGUAUGAACCAGCGAAUGCCCCUAAUCUAUGUGAAAUUAUAUACAUAUCAAAUCUUAAGAGCACUAGCAUAUAUCCAUACUGUACCAGGAGUUACCCAUAGGGAUGUGAAGCCUCAAAAUCUUUUGGUUGAUCCUCUCACUCACCAAGUUAAGCUUUGCGAUUUUGGGAGUGCAAAAAUUUUGGUCGAGGGUGAAUCAAACAUUUCAUACAUAUGUUCACGAUACUAUCGGGCCCCCGAGCUAAUAUUUGGUGCGACAGAAUACACAACUUCUGUUGAUAUCUGGUCAGCUGGCUGUGUCCUCGCCGAACUUCUUCUAGGCCAGCCAUUGUUCCCAGGAGACAAUCAGGUGGACCAACUUGUGGAAAUUAUUAAGAUUCUUGGUACUCCGACUCGAGAAGAAAUUCGAUGUAUGAACCCUAAUUAUACAGAUUUUAGAUUCCCCCAAGUUAAAGGUCAUCCUUGGCAUAAGGUUUUUCGAAAGCGAAUGCCUCCUGAAGCAAUUGACCUUGCACAAAGGCUUCUCCAAUAUUCACCAAGCUUACGAUGCUCUGCACUGGAAGCAUGCGCGCAUAGGUUUUUUGAUGAACUUCGUGACCCGAAUGCCCGAUUACCUAAUGGUCGUCCACUGCCUCCGCUUUUUGACUUUACUAAACAGGAGUUAGCUGGAGCACCCCCUGAACUGAUCGAUAAACUCAUCCCAGAGCACUUCAGGUGGCAAAGUGAUCUGGACUUUCCUCUUCCGGCAGGCAUAUAAAUGUAAAGAGAUAAUGAAACAAGGAGUCAAUCGUUCUAGUGAUUAAUGUAAUACACAGGAUGGCCUGUUUGUGGUCAAUAGAAUAGGGUUCAGGUCUAAGAUGCAGUUUUCCUUCCCCUCUGAAGAUGUAUACAUGUUACUGGCUGCUUAGUGUAACCUGGAAACUGAUGAUUAUGUCUAAUGUUUAAUUCUAGUUAUAAAGCAUACCUAU